AUGAUACUAAGCAAGAAGAUAGAUAUGCGUGAUAACUUGAUAGCACACGAACAGAUAAAUGGGAAGACGAGAACAGCGGCGUUUCUCAUAUUGCCUGAUAUGACAGAGCCCUCUUCUCGAGAUUUUUAUGCAAUGAAUGAUGAAAAUUUCGCAGAAAUUUUAAGACAUUUUUGUGGAUACAAGCAUUUCAUCAACUGUCGCAUAGUUACUGCUGGUGCUGAUGUCGAUGUUGACGAGGUUAACGGACGUUUAUGGCAGGGAAAACUAACAGAAUGCUAUAGGAGAACCGGAACAAGAAAAGAAUUGGACAGGAUGAACGAAAUGUAG
Molecule: messenger RNA, 327 nt
Organism: Loa loa (African eye worm)
Lineage: Eukaryota; Metazoa; Nematoda; Chromadorea; Rhabditida; Onchocercidae
Exons: 3
Coding region: 1-327 (108 amino acids)
Source: RefSeq, a predicted model, not a curated record